ACGGCCAAAUCGAGAAUAAACCGGGAUCGAGAGGCGGCGACGGGAUCGGGCGCGAGCGUCCCGACGCCAGAAAUAAACGACGCCGCGCCGCGACGCCAAUUCUACGGCCUUCUACGGGCCAGUACGAUUUUACGUUUAUCCGCCCGGUAUCCACAAAAAAAAUUAAAUAAACGGCCAAUUUUUUUUUUUAAUUAUCCUAAGAAUCAAUUUUUUUUGAGUUUUCUAGUUUAAACAAAAAAAAAUAAUAUUGUCAUGUCACUUUGGUGACGCCACUGCUGUCUGUGAUAUUAGUACUUUAAGGAAAUGAUUGAGAAAACGUCUAUGAUGCAAUCGGAAGUAGCUGAGGACACGCCCACUUGCCUAAAAACGCCGCCCAUUGAUAAAAUGACUUUUUCCACUGCCAAUGUUUUAUCCGCCGAAAAUUUAGUGAAAACGGAACCAUUAAAGUCACAAAGGUUAAGGAACAUAAACCUAGAAGACGACAUCGAAAAGGUGGAGGUGGACUCGCAACAAUCCUCAUCCACCCCCAGCGAAAGUGACAAACCGGAGUUUAUCCCGAUCCCGGACUUCUCCUCGAUCCCGGAAGAAAACCCCAACGAGUCAGUGAAAAACUGGCUGAACAAAAUAAACGAGAUCCAAAACAAUGCCGCCCAAAAAAAGUCGAAGGUCGCUCAGAGCGUUUCUGCGCCUGCGCGUGUGGUCAAGUAUCAAGACCUACCGUACAUGGGGGAGAUCACUUUGGAUAACUCCAAACCGAGACGGGGCAGGAAGCCUAAGAAAGCCGACAUUUGUCAUCUGAUUUACAAGAACUACGGCACGAUAUUCCCGGGCACGCCGAACCCUAACAGUUACCUGGAAAAACAGAGUCCGAGUCUGAAAAAAAACCUGGAAAAGGAAACGGAAGUCGUCAAUAACAAAAGCGAUGUCCAGAGCAAGAUCAUAAGCAGUCUGCUAGAGAAACGCUUGACCCAAGAAACAAGGAAGUCUGUUAUGUCUCGUGCCUCAACGAACCAACACGAGCCCCUGAACUUAUGCAUAAGGGACCUAAACCACUUAAAAAUCGACCUUCUAAACAAAUCCCCCACCCCAGAAGUGAAGUCUGAGCCCCACUCUGAUGAUGAGGUGGAACUGGUGACUGAAACGUCGUCCCCUUCACUGACCGUCAAGGGAGAACUGAGGUUUCCGUCCGUCACCCCCGACAGCAUGUCCACCAGCAGCCCCUCGGACACACCUAACACCCCCGAAGGACAACCCCCCGGAGGAUACGUUUAUUGGCCCAAUAACAACCUGUUCAUCCAUCCGAUGGCCCUUCAGCAGCAACUAAUGAUGUACCAACGUCUGGCAGGCAAUAUGAACUAUACGCUGCCAAGUCACAGCCCCAGACCUCCGCCUCCUGCUUCCACCAAUCAACCCAAGUCAGAAGCCACCGAAAACUUACGGAAAAUCGUACCGAAGUCUUCGAGACACCACCACUACCAUCACCAACAUGCCGACGUCAAGUCGAAAAGGAGCGCAAGUCUGAGCGAAAAGAAUCCCGCAAAAAGGAAAAGAUCCGCCAUUUUUAUACCCCCGAUACCGACGGAGAAUACCACGAAUCCGGCCACCGAGGUGAGCAUUUGCAAGUUCAAGUUCACCGGCGGUGCGAAGCCCAGUUUGCAGGAGAAGAAGAUGCUCUCGGUGGAUUCUGGUGGGAAUUUCAGGUACUACAGCGGCACAGGCGACAAAAGCAUGCGCGGCUACGAGUUCUUCCCCAGGGAAACCUUACAGCAGCAAGUGACCAACACUCAAGGCUCCAGCACCGGGGCUUUUUUGCAAGCCAGCGGGGAGAAAAUCUACCCCGCACCGCCCCUGGAAAUCACCGGCGGUACCUCGACCUCCGAUUUCCUCCUCACCCCCGAUUUGCCGGGAUCGAGUCUCGCCUCACCCCAAUCGGACUGCGGCAGUACCGGCAGUCAACAGCAACCACUUCUACGUAGCAACAAGAAGCGAAAAUCGAGAAAGUCGAUGCAAAGGGAGAAGCUGGAGCAGACGUUUAAGGAAAAGGGUUUUCUGAUCCAGACGCAGCAGCUGGAAUCGGCCGAGGGGGCGACUUAUUGUAAGUUCAGGCAGCUGAGGAAGUUCACCAGGUACCUGUUCCGUUCCUGGAAGGAUUAUUUGCCGGGAAACGUGCGGGAGUUGAGCGAGAACGAGCAGAGGGAGCUGCAAGGGGGUGACGGGGGGCCAGUGGAGUUACCCACGGACGUUCUGGAUAUUUCCAUGAAAACUGAAGAUGUACCGAGUUAGGGCAUGAGCAGGCAACAUGACGUGUAAAUGUUGAUUUUUUUUUAACAAUUUUUAACCAAAGAUGGCUAUUGUGACGUUUUUUUUUUAAGUGUGAUUGUAGGAUAAAGACAAUUUUGUACAGGGUCAACUGGUGCUAAUAAUAUUUCUUUAGCCCUAUGGGCUUAUGGUAAUUGUUUUUUCUUUUAUUUUUUUUUUGUAAAUAUUUGUUAUGUGUAUUUUAAUUUGGUCUAAUCUAGUCGGUAGUAUAGGAACUUAUUUAUGCCACUUAAGCGGUAUAAAGUGCAGACUUUUCUUAUUAAUUGUUAAUAUUUAAUAAACUUUUUUGUUCAUA
Molecule: messenger RNA, 2614 nt
Organism: Anthonomus grandis grandis
Lineage: Eukaryota; Metazoa; Arthropoda; Insecta; Coleoptera; Curculionidae
Exons: 6
Coding region: 304-2283 (659 amino acids)
Source: RefSeq, a predicted model, not a curated record